Molecule: messenger RNA, 1956 nt
Organism: Aspergillus heteromorphus CBS 117.55
Lineage: Eukaryota; Fungi; Ascomycota; Eurotiomycetes; Eurotiales; Aspergillaceae
Product: putative MFS monosaccharide transporter
Exons: 8
Coding region: 118-1824 (568 amino acids)
Biological process (GO): carbohydrate transport; transmembrane transport
Cellular component (GO): membrane
Molecular function (GO): carbohydrate:proton symporter activity
Source: RefSeq, a predicted model, not a curated record
UUUUUUUCUCUUGCACUCCUCCUCCCUCGUCAUUGAUCUGCCCUUUAACUGUCAGUCCUCUACAUCAUUUCUCAUAUCGGGUACUGUGAAGGGUAAUUGCCCAUACGACCGCUCAACAUGGGUAUGGGAGCUGGCGCUGAGGCUGUCUCCGGCAAGCGUGCUGAGCUUGCCGGUAACCGCGUGGGAUGGCGCGGUCUGAUCAGCAGCAAGAAGACCUUUGCGAUUGCGCUGUUUGCGUCGCUGGGUGGCUUCGUCUACGGAUACAACCAGGGAAUGUUCUCGGAGAUUCUUACCAUGACCUCUUUCAUUAAGGCUACCGACGGAUAUGCAGCGCGGACCGGUCUCAAGCAGGGCAUGCUUACGUCUAUCCUGGAAUUGGGUGCUUGGGUGGGUACACUGCUGAACGGAUAUCUGGCGGAUUCUCUCGGUCGUCGUCGCACGGUUGUCUUGGCGGUGUUUAUCUUCUGCAUCGGUGUCAUCGUCCAGGCCUGCACCAAGAACGCGGGAUAUAUCUUUGCUGGUCGGUUUGUGACGGGUCUGGGUGUCGGUAACCUCAGUAUGAUUGUGCCGCUGUACAAUGCGGAAUUGGCGCCUCCUGAGAUUCGUGGUUCCUUGGUUGCCGUGCAGCAGCUGUCCAUCACCUUCGGUAUCAUGGUCAGCUUCUGGAUCGGUUACGGAACAAACUACAUCGGAGGUACUGGAGCGGGUCAGUCCAACGCAGCAUGGCUGAUCCCGAUUUGCAUCCAAAUCCUCCCCGCCCUCAUUCUCGCCAUCGGAAUGGUCGGGUUCAUGCCCCAAUCGCCUCGCCACCUGAUGAACCUCGGCCGGGAAGAAGAGUGUCUCCAGACCCUGGCACGUCUGCGCGGCGCCUCCACGGAUGACAUGCUUGUCCGCAUCGAGUUCCUCGAGAUCAAGGCGCUCUGGAUGUUCGAGGCCGAAACCGCCAAGAGGAAGUACCCCCAGUACCAGGACGGAUCCUUCAAGAGCCGCUUCAUGACCGGCCUGAACGACUACAAAUCUCUCGUGACCAACAAGUCCCUCUUCAAGCGGACCACCGUGGCCUGUCUCGUCAUGAUGUUCCAGCAGUGGAACGGAAUCAACGCCAUCAACUACUACGCGCCCCAGAUCUUCGAGGGCCUCAACCUGGGCGGCAACACCACCUCCCUGCUGGCCACCGGUGUCGGCGGCAUCUUCGAGUUCGUCUUUACCAUUCCCGCCGUUCUCUGGGUCGACAACAUCGGUCGUAAGAAGAUCCUCAUCACCGGUGCCAUCGGCAUGUCCAUCUGCCAUUUCAUCUGCGCCGGUCUGAUCGGCUCCUACGAGGGCACCUUCUCCACCCACAAGGGCGCCGGCUGGGCGACUGUCGUGUUCGUCUGGAUCUUCAUCAUCAACUACGCUUACUCUUGGGGACCCUGUGCCUGGAUCGUCGUCUCGGAAGUCUACCCGCUCAGCAUGCGCGCCAAGGGCGUUAGUAUCGGCGGUAGCAGCAACUGGCUCAACAACUUCGGUGUCGGCCUCGCCACAUCCCCCUUCCUGUCCGCCUCCGCCUACGGCACCUUCAUCUUCUUCGGAUGCAUGACCAUCCUCGGCGUCAUCUACGUGUGGAUCUUCGUCCCCGAAACCAAGGGCCGCACACUCGAGGAGAUGGACGAAUUGUUCGGCUCCGAGGGCAUGGCUGCCGAAGACGAGGCCCUGCGUCAGCGCAUCGAUCGCGAGAUUGGCCUGACUGCUCUCCUCAGCGGGGAGUAUAUUGAGCCGGGCGAGAAGGCGGACGAGAAGGCGGUGCAUGCUGAUAAUGUUGUUUUGGAUGAUACGUCUGCUUAGGUAGUUGGGUUGCGUUUAUAUACCCGACUUGAUGUGUAGUUGGAUGAUUUGAUACCCGGGAUGGGAGGGAUAUGGCAGGGCAAAGGGGAGAGGGGGUGGUGGUGUGAAUGAUCGGAGGAGUCGUUGUUUGCA